ACAUAUUUUAUUUUCCAGCCUGGAACUGAUGCCAGCAUGGAGCUACCCCUGCCAGCUUCGCCCAUCCAGACCCUCUCCACUGCCACUAGACCAGGGCUGGCUGGCUUCCACUGAGAUGAUCUGAAGAGGAGCUGGAGAAAGCAGAGCUACGUUUAAGAUGACACGGACCGACCCGCCUGACAUACUGGUGUCUACAGUGUAUCAAGACAUAAAGGUGAACUCCAUCGCGCCCAGGGAUUCUGUCGUCUGCCAGCCACGGCCACAAUGUGAUGCCUUCAUGUCCAGCUCCCUGCAGCGUGACCCGCAGCCCUUCAACAAGCGCCACUGCAGGAGCUUUGACUUUCUCGAGUCAUUCGACGACCAACUGGAGCCUGGCACCACCAUGGAGCGCCCCUGCCGGCGCCCAGGCACCCCAGAGCCCUCCUCAGGCUCUGGAGUACGAAAGGCAGCUUUUAAGUCGGAUGUUUAUAACACCAGAUCCCACCCUCAUGGGAGGGAAGGCCCCAAGGAACCGUCUGUCCGGGCAGAGCCAAAGAGGAGAGCGAGGUCAAAGAGUGCCCCCCGCGUGAAAUCCACCUUCACCCCUGUUUCCAUCCAGAUGUCUUCCUCUCCCCCGCCGCCCACAAGGAGAGGGCGUGAAGUGCUGCGUGUUGGCAGGGAGCCUGCCAGGGUGGAGACCUCACCACGCCGGGAAAGCAGCUAUGUGCCCAUGAGAGCCAUGGCCAAUGAGGUGCACCCCAUCAAGCUCCAGCCCCAGAGGAGCAGUGCCAGCCGCAUCUCACCACUCUGUGUCAGCAGCAACUGCUUUGAGGAUGCCCCCGGUAUGAAGCCGGCUGCCAGCCCGCACGUCAAGUGCCGGAUGGACAUCAAGCCAGAUGAAGCAGUGCUGGUGCAUGCGGCACGCAGCAUAAAGGCAGCACAGAACAGGAUGGAGGCACCAUAUUGGUCGAGGCCUCCUGGCACUGCUAGGAGCCUGACCGUGCCCAGCAGCAGGCAGGUGUCCGUGUCUCGUACCCCCACACCCAGUGACUCCUAUAGUGGGGAGCACCGGGUCAUCCCCUACCCCAAUGAGUACUACGAGGGGGACCCCCGGGGGAUGGCUUACCAGACAGUGCCUGUGCCCUCCCCUCGGGAGUAUCCCGAAAGGGGCUGUGUGACCUUCUCCACCCCAGCUGUACCCACAAAGUUCUUCUAUACCGAGGAGCCCGUGGGGUGUCCUGGCAUCCCACUGAAAAGCUCUGGCUAUGAAGGGUACCCUCACCCCUAUCCUGCACGUCCCAUCCCUCCACCGCACUUCUACCCAGAGGACAUAAGCAAGGGAAAUGUGCACACUGUCCCCCCCCGGACUUUCUAUGUGGAAGAAGCAAGGACCUACCCCGUCCAGGAAGCCCCCAGCCACACUUUCUAUGGAGAUGACCCUCGGUUUUUUGCCCCACGGAGUGCCCCCAUCAAAACCCUGUAUACAGAGGACUCCCGGGCCUACCCCGCCCUAAGCUCCUCUGCCCGGGUUUUCUAUGCUGAGGAUUAUGGGAAAUACCAUGAGAGAGAAGCCAUUUCUAGGACGUACCCUCACCCCCGCAGUGUCCCACCCUUGCACUUCAGUGACUGGUACUGCCCAGACCGGGGGGCGCUGCCCUAUCAGACUUUGCAGAUGUCUCGCUUUGCCCCCCACCCCUCUGGGCAUGAGGCUUUGCUUUCCUCCUGGCAUGCCAGCUACAGCACAAAUCCACCCAGGCUGGGCACUGACAGCCGGCACUACUCCAAGUCCUGGGACAACAUCCUGACCCCCAGCAUCCGCCGCGAGGAUCCCAUGUGCCGUGGGCGCAGCUAUGAGAACCUGCUUGUCCAGGGCCACCACCAACGUGCCUUAUCACCCGACGACCGGCGGCAGCCAGUGGUGAUCAACCUGUCCAGCUCCCCAAAGCGAUACGCUGCACUGUCCCUCUCUGAGAACUCCCUCAUAGAGAGGGUGCACUCGGAUGGUGGGAGGUACGCCAUGGGCCGAUCCUGGUUCGUCACCCCGGAAAUCACCAUCACGGACAACGACAUUAAAGCCAAUGGCCUGGGCAAGAGCGAGAAGCGCUCGGCCAGCUGGGAUGUGCUGGACGCGGGGCGGGAUGGGCACCGCCCCUAUGCUACACCCUAUGACCCAGGGCCCACUACCAAAGAGAGCGCUCAGAGCAGCUCUGCCCGCCAGCGCAGCCUGGAGCAGCUGGAUGAGCUCAUCACAGACUUGGUCAUUGACUACAAGCCACCGCCCAGCCACCGCUCCACCGACGGUGACAGCCUGACGGACCAGCUCAAGAAGCUGAUCAGCAAUGGCGCACCAGCACCUGCCAGGAAGCCAGAGUCCCGGAGGCCAACACUGUCUUCGGCCAUGGAGCCCAGGCCUACCAAGGAGCAGCCAGGGCCCAGUUGCUUCCGCAGCGACCUGCGCAAGGAGCACGGUGGGCCCUCUCUGGCAGCAUCCAUUUCUAGCAGCAGUUUUGAGAAGCAGCUGGACGACUGCUCCCCGGACCUGAGCGCUGAGGAGGAUGACAUGAUGAUGUGCUCCAAUGCCAAGUGUCGGCGGACAGAGACCAUGUUCAAUGCCUGCCUCUAUUUCAAGUCUUGCCACAGUUGCUACACCUACUAUUGCUCCCGGAACUGCCGCCGGGAGGACUGGGACAUCCACAAGGAGAGCUGCAUCUACGGGCGCAUAGGGAGUAUCUGUCGGCACGUGCUGCAGUUCUGCCGGGAGAACGGUGAGGUGCACAAGGCUUUCUCGCGCAUUGCCAAGGUUGGGUACCUCUCCCGGGGUCGGGGGGUGCUCUUCCUGGGCUUCCCCAACUCGGGCUCAGCUGAAAACUUCCUCCAGUUUGGCUUGGAGAGCUUGCUCAUGUCGCCCACCUACCUGUCCCUGCGGGAGCUGGAAGGUUACUCCGACAACCUGGGGGAUUACGCCCGGGAGCUGCGGGAUGCUGGCAACCAGUAUGACCCCGAUGAAUGUUUCCUCUUGAAUGUAACUGUGGCCGUUGGCCAAAAAGUGCCUCAGAGGCCAUCGCCGAAGAUGCAGGUGCCAACGGUUAGGAAAUAUGCCAAGGUGGCCUUAGCCUCUUCCAGCCCUGAGAAGAAGAUCCUGAAGAAGGAGCGGGACAUGGAGACGUUGAUCCUGACCCCACCGCCCGGCACUGCAGACAUCGACAAGGAGGGCGAGGAGGGGAGGAAGGCCCGGGAGGUGUGCUUCAUCAACAUCCAGCGGGAGCUACGGAUCCGUGGCGUCUUCCUGCGCCAUGAGUUCCCCAAGAUCUAUGAGCAGCUCUGUGACUUUGUGGAAAGCAACAAGAGGUUUACACCCACCACCAUUUACCCCAUCGACAAGAGGACCGGCAAGCAGUUCAUGUGUAUGAUCAUGGCCGCCUCGGAGCCACGGACCCUGGACUGGGUUGCCAGCCCCAACCUCCUGGAUGACAUCAUGUGAUCCAGCCUGUGGCCACCUCUCUCCUGUCUGGCACCCAGGCCUCUUAUUUAUUUACCCUUUGUAGAUACGUAUUUUAUUAUGGACACACUAGCCUGGCCGGUCAGUAUAUUCUUAUCGUUUCUAACAGAUACGUGUUGGCUCACAGCCCUAGGGGAGUCCUGAGGAAAGAUCGCUGCCCUGCUGGGAAAGCAUGGGUUCGUGGACUCUUAGCAGGUCUCUGGCCACCCACGUUUGUUGCCACUGGUUGGCUAGAUCAGGAGCUGCUGAGGUCUCCAGGUCCUGGUUUGUCUGGGUGGAGAUGGAGGGCUGGGGAGUGGGCAAAGGGCAUGGCUGGUUGUGGGGUUUGAAGUUUGCUGUGAGGAGAGGAGCCCUGCAUGUUGGGUAAGGUCAGUGCCCUGUCCCUGGGUCUGAGGCACGUGGGGUGUCUGGGAGAUUCCAUCACUGCCUUUCCUGGUGCCCUCUGGCCAUGGCACGGGGCUCUCAAGCCACUGGCCCUCAGCUCUUCUAGGAACAGCUUGUCCUGAGUAGGAUCCCCAGCCUCAGCCUGUGGCUCCAACCACUAGACAACAAGGCUACCUCUGAGCUUGCAUGGACGUGCCCACUCCUGUGACCCAGGCAGCUGGCAGGUUGUAGCCACGCACAGGUGAGCAGCCCUCCCCUCACCCAUCCUUGUUUAAUUCUGCAAAUAGCCAGCAAGGGGAUGGGUGUUAUCCUGCCCUCUGGGGAUGUUCCCGCCAAGGGUGCGAGGCCACUGACACCCAUUCAGCUGCACAUGUGCACGGGGCCAUGUCACAGUGCCCACGGGUGUGUUUGGGGCUCACCAGGGGCCUGUUUGUGUGGGGCUUACUGCCGCCUCCAUCCAAUAUGCCUGUUCCCCUGCCUGCUGCCACAUGUACCCACAGUCACUCUACCCACAAUUACUCCCCUUGCCAAACCUGCCACCCUCCAGCACCUCCCCAGGCCCAGUUGUUCCCCACUGCCAAAACAAGGGCCCUAUCCUGUGUGGUACUGAGCACCUCCAGUCCUUUACUCUCCCUGCCCUUUUAGUAGGAGCAGGGGGAUACUGCACCUCAGGAAAGAGCCUGGAGUGGAAACUCUGGAAAGACCCCUGAGGCCCCGCGUAGACUCAACAAGGGAGGCUGGAGAUUAAAGUGCCAAGGCAUUUCCUGCCUUCCCGCGAGGCCAAGCUAAAGCCCCACAGCAGCAGCACCUGGCCCAGGCCUAGUCUCCUCCUCUCAGUUACACCAGCGCAGCACCACCUCUGCUGCAGCCAGCCCCAUGGUGUAGCUGAGAGGGGCCUGGGGAUGCUGCCUCUCAGUGAGGGCCCAUUGUACGGACAGGGCUGCCUUCCCAGUGCCCCCAGUGUGUGUGUAUCUGGCUCCCCUGGGUGCUGGGAGAGCAGCAUGGGCAAGGCUCAAGCUGGGCUUUGGUGCUAGGUCUGUCUUUAGUGCCGGGAUCCACUUGCAAUCAGAGUGAACCAAAUGUAACCACAGAAACAGACUGUGUGAGG
This is a messenger RNA of Gavialis gangeticus (Gharial), 4970 nucleotides long. It is a transcript of the gene AJM1, whose product is annotated as chromosome unknown C9orf172 homolog. The coding region runs from base 158 to 3460 and encodes 1100 amino acids. Gene Ontology annotation, biological process: cell-cell junction organization. The transcript has 2 exons. The record is from RefSeq and is a predicted model, not a curated record. Gene Ontology annotation, cellular component: apical junction complex; plasma membrane. Lineage: Eukaryota; Metazoa; Chordata; Crocodylia; Gavialidae.